Messenger RNA from Triticum aestivum (bread wheat), 2356 nucleotides. RefSeq names its product endoglucanase 12. Bases 154 to 2019 code for a protein of 621 amino acids. The transcript has 3 exons. Gene Ontology annotation, molecular function: hydrolase activity, hydrolyzing O-glycosyl compounds. The record is from RefSeq and is a predicted model, not a curated record. Gene Ontology annotation, biological process: carbohydrate metabolic process. Lineage: Eukaryota; Viridiplantae; Streptophyta; Magnoliopsida; Poales; Poaceae.
GAUAGAGAGUUAUAAGGCCAUCCUCUCUUCUCUUUGGCGAGGUACCCCUAGUACUAGCAACCACACAGUGCGGACGGUUCGUGCACUGAUCGCCUAAACCGCAACCAAAGAUCCCGGCCGGCCAGCGCGGCGACGAGAUAUCGAAGAGGCGCCAUGCACUCGCAGAACCACUGGGGCGGGUCGUUCGAGAUCACAGAUCCAUCGGAGGUUGAAGACAAUCACAGCCGCAACAUGGACAUCGACCCAGGCGCGCUGCAGCAGCGCCAGCUAGACGAGACGCAGCAGAGCUGGCUGCUCGGCCCGCCUGAGACCAAGAAGAAGGACAAGUACAUCGACCUGGGCUGCGUCCUGGUCAAGCGCAAGCUCCUCUGGUCGAUGCUCGGGGCCGUCCUCGGCGCCUUCCUCCUCAUCGGCCUCCCCAUCAUCAUCGCCAAGUCCAUCCCCAAGAAGCCGUCCCGAGCGCCGGCCCCGGACAAGUACACCCAAGCGCUCCACAAGGCGCUCCUAUUCUUCGACGCCCAGAAAUCCGGCAAGCUUCCUAAGAAGAACGGCAUCCCGUGGCGCGGGAACUCCGGCCUGAAGGACGGGUCGGAUCUGAGGGACGUGAAGGGCGGCCUCGUCGGAGGCUACUACGAUGCCGGCGACAACAUCAAGUUCCACUUUCCGAUGGCUUUCUCCAUGACGCUACUGAGCUGGUCCGUAGUGGAGUACAGCGACAGGUACAAGGCUAUCGGUGAGUAUGACCACGUCCGGGAACUCAUCAAGUGGGGAACCGACUAUCUGCUUCUCACCUUCAACUCAUCUGCAUCAACCAUCAAUAAAAUCUACAGUCAGGUGGGUAUCGCGAAGGUGAACGGAAGCAAGCCGGACGACCACUACUGCUGGAACCGGCCAGAGGACAUGACGUAUGCCCGCCCCGUACAGGAGUGCAACGCGGGGCCAGACCUGGCGGGCGAGAUGGCGGCGGCGCUGGCGGCGGCCUCCAUCGUGUUCCGUGACCACGCCGCCUACUCGAGGCGGCUGGUCCGGGGCGCGGCGACGGUGUACAAGUUCGCGCGCGACGGCGGGAAGCGCAGCCCCUACUCCCGCGGCAACGAGUACAUCGAGUACUACUACAACUCCACGGGGUACUGGGACGAGUACAUGUGGAGCGCGGCGUGGAUGUACUACGCCACCGGGAACAACAGCUACAUCAGCUUCGCCACCGACCCGCGGCUCCCCAAGAACGCCAAGGCCUUCUUCGGCAUCCUCGACUUCUCCGUCCUCAGCUGGGACAACAAGCUCCCGGGGGCCACGCUGCUGCUGUCGCGCCUCCGCAUGUUCCUCAACCCCGGCUACCCCUACGAGGAGUCGCUCCGGGGGUACCACAACAUCACCGGCGUCAACAUGUGCAUGUACUUCCCGCGGUUCGGGGUCUUCAACUUCACCCGCGGCGGCCUCGCGCAGUUCAACCACGGCGACGGCCAGCCGCUGCAGUACGCCGUCGCCAACUCCUUCCUCGCCGCGCUCUAUGCCGACUACAUGGAGUCCGUCAACGUCCCCGGAUGGUACUGCGGCCCCAACUUCAUGACCCUCAACGACCUCCGCUCCUUGGCCAAGUCCCAGCUCAACUACAUCCUUGGCGAUAACCCCAGGAAGAUGAGCUACGUGGUGGGCUACGGCAAAAGGUACCCGAGGCGGCUGCACCACCGGGGGGCCUCCACGCCGAACAACGGCGUCAGGUACUCCUGCACCGGCGGCAACAAGUGGCGCGACGCCAAGGGGAAGGACCCACACGUGCUCACGGGGGCGAUGGUCGGUGGGCCCGACAAGCACGACAAGUUCAAGGACGCGCGGAUCAGCUACGCACAGAACGAGCCCACACUGGUGGGCAAUGCCGGCCUCGUCGCCGCUCUCGUCGCCAUCACUAGCAGCGGCCGCGGCUUGGGCGUCCGCGCCGUCGACAAGAACACCAUGUUCACCGCCGUGCCGCCCAUGUUCCCCGCUGCUCCGCCGCCGCCGGCCACCUGGAAGCCGUGAGGACAGACCUGCCCUACCUGACUUGAGAAAAACUAUUCUACCGGGAUAUCCUAUCUGGUGCACCGUUCGUGGUUGGUUUGAGUUUAUGUUAGUUUUUUUUUCUUGACAUUUUUUCAGAAUUUGCCUUGCUUCAAAGAAUUGCAUGGAUCCACCUUCCGUGGUUGGUUUGAGUUUAUGCUACUUUUCUCUACUGGUUUCGGAAUUUGCCUUAUUUCAAAGUGUUGCAUUUUUUUUUUCAUCUUCUCUUUCAAAAGUGUAUCUUGAUGUUUAUUGUGUAUACUCGUGUGUAUGUCAGCAAACCCAAUCCAAAAUAAGUGCAUUCCUUUUUAUUGGUACC